AUGGAGUGCCCGGUGCAUCAGGUCAAACCAUUUGCGCCUUCACUAUCCUCCAAGGAUGAGAUCGACCCGUCGAGGCUGGUGGCCAUUCCCCAGCCCCCGCCUCAGCAUUACUUUGGUCUCCUGGGCCAUAUCCCCGAAGUAGACCCAAGUUUCCCCUUGCAGUCGUACUGGAAGAUGAUGGAUAUGUACGGCCCGAUCUUCAAGCUGAAUCUGGGUACAACAGCUCCACGAAUUCUGAUCGGAAAUCACGAAUUGCUCAGCGAGAUGCUGGAUGAUGAUCGGUUCCAGAAGUCUCCUAACCGCGUUCAGCAGGCCAUGCGAGACUUCAUGGGCGAUGGUCUAUUCACUGCUCGCUUGGAAGAGGAGAACUGGUGGAAAGCACAUCGUAUCCUGGUGCCGGCAUUCGGGCCAAUUGGGUUGCGGAAGAUGUUCGAUGACAUGCUCGAAGUCAGCUCCCAGUUGAUCUUGAAGUGGGACAGGUUCGGUCCCGACUAUGAGAUCGAUUCCGCAGAGGACUUUACACGCCUCACUUUCGACACCAUCGGGGUCUGUGGAUUCGGGUACCGGUUCAAUGAGUUCUACUCGGAGCAGCCUCAUCCAUUUGCUCAGCAACUCCAGGAGGCGCUGCUUGAAUCCGGGAAGAGGGGGAAUCGCCCGCCGUUCAUGAAUCCUUUCUAUUACAAAUCCGAGCAGCAUCGGCAGGAGAACAUCGCCAAGAUGAGAGAGCUGUGCGAUCAGGUAGUGCAGGAGAGAAUCGCCAAUCCACAGCCCGAAGCCAGAGACGUACUCAAUCUGAUGCUCAACGGCGUAGAUCCGAAGUCCGGGGAGAAAUUGAGCGUCGAGAAUGUUCAAUUUCAGAUGGUCACCUUUCUAGGCGCCGGCCAUGAAACGACUAGUGCAUCACUCGGGUUCACUUAUUAUUUUCUUUGCAAUCACCCGGAGAAGCUGGUCAAGGCACAGCAAGAGGUCGAUGAAGUAGUCGGCACUCAAAUCCUCACCGCGGAUAUGCUCCCGCGCCUUGUGUAUCUCGAUGCCUGUAUCAAAGAGUCACUGCGGGUCAUGAGCCCAAUCAACCUAUUCAACCGAACUGCCAAACGAGAUACGACUUUAGCUGGUAAGUAUUUUAUCAAGAAGGGCCAGCUGGUGUCAGGCCUCAUGCGGCACUUUCACCGCGAUCCGAAGAUAUGGGGGGAAGACGCAGAUGAUUUCCGACCAGAACGGAUGUUGAACGGUGGAUUCGAGGCGCUUCCUCGGAAUUCCUGGAAGGCCUUUGGCGACGGCCUGCGAGCUUGUAUCGGCAGCGGGUUCGCAGUUCAAGAAAUGCUCAUCAACAUGGCGAUGGUGUUGCAACGAUUCCACAUUGAAAAGGCUGAUCCUGAAUAUGUGCUCCAGCUCAAAAGCACCCUAUCAAUCAAACCGUUGCAGUUCAAGAUGAAAGUACGCCGUCGGCCCGGUCGAAGCAUCCUGACGGGACUCCCGGGGAGUAGUGACCCAGCGCAAGCGGCACCGCAGCGUCGAGGUCGACCAGAAAAGCUACAGUCAUCACAGAAACGCACAAAGCAGCGCGUUUCCCUAUUCUUUGGCGGCAACUCAGGGACUUCAGAGAGCCUGGCCCAUUCCCUGGUCGCAGCCGCAGUUGACUUUGGAAUUGAGAUCGACACCCAGAGUCUGGACGCUGCUACCGAAAACUUGCCGACCGAUCGUCCCUGUGUGAUCAUCACCCCGUCGUAUGAUGGGAGACCCCCUGACAAUGCCAGGAUAUUUGUUGCCUGGAUUGAAAAUCUCUCAGCCAGGUCAAAGGAGCUUCCCCGUGGGAUCAAAUACGCUGUAUUCGGACUUGGAAACAGUGAUUGGGCCAGCACGUUUCUUCGAAUUCCGCGCCUGGUCGAUCGACUGCUGACUGAGCUGGGCGCUGAACGCAUUGUUGAUCCAAUCUUUGCCGAUGUUAAGAAGGAUCUCAUGGGGCCAUGGGAAGAAUGGAGCGAACAGCUUUGCAUGACGUUGUCCGGCGCCACUGAAUUACAUCCUGGCCACAGCGCCGUUGGUGUCGACGUUCGGUUAAAUGAUAGUAACGAUGUCCAGGUGGCUUGCGGUGAGAAAAUGGUCGUGGGCACCGUUAUUACCAACAAUUUGCUGGCCGAUACCUCGAUUGGGCCCGCAAAGCACCACGUUGAUAUCAUGCUGCCCUCCCAAUACGAGUAUAAAUCAGGAGACUACCUCGUUAUCCAAGGCCGAAAUUCCGACGAAAUUGUUAAUCGCGUGCUAACACGGUUCCAACUCAACAAGACCGAUGUUAUGAGUAUCCAAGGGAGCAAAAAGGAUUUCCUUCCAUCACAGCCCAUGGCGGUUGAGGAGUUUUUACAUGGCAAGGUGGAGCUCGCUACACCCAUCACGAAGCGACAGCUGGCGACGCUUGCCUCGUGGGCUAAGGAAGACAACAAUGACCGAAAACGGCUGCAGGAAAUGCAAGGAGCAGAGCAAUACCAGGCCCUUCUCGACAAGCGAUACUCCGUUAUCGACGUUCUUGAAGAAGCCCUUGAACUUACCCUCCCGUUUGGGGUCUACCUGGACCUUCUUGUGCGGUCAAGUCCCCGCCAAUACUCCAUCUCCACCACGCCGUUGGAUCCUCGUAAUAACCGUCACACACAGGCCGGGCAUAACCUCGUGGCUGGGAUCACGUUCGAUUUGUUCAAAUCGCCAGCGAUGAGCGGUCAUGGCACCUUUCAUGGGGUGGCCAGUAGCUAUCUGGCUACCUGUAAGCCCGGAGAUCACGUCCUGUGCUCUAUUCGCCCGACGAGCGUACCGUUUCGUCUUCCCGCGGACCCAGAGACGCCCAUUAUAAUGCUGGCUGCAGGGACGGGCAUUGCGCCGAUGCGAGCCUUCAUCCAGGAGCGCGCAACCAUUAAAAACGCCGGUGUUCGCAGGUUAGGGCCGGCCAUCCUUUUCUUUGGCUGUCGCCACCCGGACAAGGACUACAUCUACAAGUCUGAACUUGAGAAAUGGGAGCGCGAAGGAGUCGUGGAAGUCAUCCCUUGCUUUUCCCGGCCCUCCGUAAAGUCUGAGAGACGAUAUGUACCUGACGCACUUUGGCAUCUCCGUCAUCGUGUUUGGGAGAUGUUUCAGAAAGACGGGAGAAUAUAUGUGUGCGGUAGCGCUUCCAGGCUUGGGCGAAGUUGCUCAGAGACAUGGCGCAGAAUAUGGGCAGAAAAGACAGGGAAGAGUGAGACUGAGGCGCAGAAAUGGUUGGAGAAGAUCAAGAAUAAUCGAUAUAUAAGCGAUGUUUACUAA
This is a messenger RNA of Penicillium macrosclerotiorum, 3288 nucleotides long. RefSeq names its product bifunctional cytochrome P450/NADPH--P450 reductase. Gene Ontology annotation, molecular function: flavin adenine dinucleotide binding; heme binding; aromatase activity. The transcript has 4 exons. The coding region runs from base 1 to 3288 and encodes 1095 amino acids. Gene Ontology annotation, cellular component: cytosol. NCBI's taxonomy places the organism in Eukaryota, Fungi, Ascomycota, Eurotiomycetes, Eurotiales, Aspergillaceae. The record is from RefSeq and is a predicted model, not a curated record.